Lottia gigantea (owl limpet) is the source of this 516-nucleotide messenger RNA. RefSeq lists its product as hypothetical. Lineage: Eukaryota; Metazoa; Mollusca; Gastropoda; Lottiidae. The transcript is spliced from 3 exons. The coding region runs from base 1 to 516 and encodes 171 amino acids. The record is from RefSeq and is a predicted model, not a curated record.
AUGACGUUCUCCUGUCUGCCGUUUACCACUUUUGGAGUUAUUUUCUUAACACUGCAAAUUUUACACCAAGGCAACAGUAUGUGUACACUCAAUGGUAACCCGUUUCGGAGAACAGAGCUGUUCGAUCUACGAUUCAGUGCCUAUACUCUUUCAGCAAGUUCUCAAACCUUGAAUGAUUGUGUAUCACUUUGCGAUUCAAAUCUUUGCAUAUCGUUUGGAUAUAAUUAUCUCACUGCGGUAUGCUACCUUUACGAUAGAAGAGUUUUAUUCGGAGAAGAUUCUGCUGUAUUUGAAGACGGAAUGGUAAAUUACUGGACUGUCGCAGAGUCAUGCCCGGGGGAUUAUACAUUUACAAGCACAACAAAUUUAUGUUAUAAAUUGGUUUAUACCAAGCUGAAUCAUUCGAUGGCCAAUAACGUCUGUGCUGCUGAUGGUGGACAUUUACUUAUACUUGAUUCACCAACUAAAAGGACUUACUUUUUCUCGGAGCAUGGUUAUGAUCCACCUAGAACAUAA